AUGAACAACAACAAGGUGAUUGAUGCUUUGAGACGCCCACCUCGAGAACGUUCUGACGAUGUAAGUUGUUUUGAUUAUUUUGGCUUUUUUAUUUAGGUAUCAUAAUAAAUCAUUUGAAGGAUAGGACUACGAAAACAUAACACGAAAAUACAAUAAGUUGUUUUUUUAGGACACAAAGCUAAUUUUCUUGUACCUAAGACAGUUGGACGUGUUCAGGAUAUUGGCAGAUGGUCCAUUGAAGUCUAUAGCAGAGACAGCGCGAUAUGAACGACAUCCGAAGGAUCAUAUUUUGUUUAGGUUUGUUUUAAGGAUUUUUAAGAAUAUUUUUGUUUAUUCGUAAUUUAACUUUUUUUAAAAAUUUGUUACCUAAAUUUUGAUUUUUGGCCUAGUUUUUAUCUACUUUUAACAAUUAUUAAACGUAAAUUAUGAUAUUGUUAUAUAAUUUUUUAAACGAGCUUUAAAGUUUUUGAUUUGGUACCUAAAAAUUUCUUUGCAGGAAAGGGCAAUCUGCAACAUGUUGGUUUAUACUGAUUAGUGGUUCGGUGUUAAUGAACAAUCAAAUUUAUCUUCCUAGUGGAUGGUAAGUUUUGUGUUUUUGAUGUCAAAGGCAUAGUUCAGAUAGUAUACCGAUAUGUUUGCUAUAGUUCAAUUUAGAAAACAUCGUUUAUCUGAAUAAUCUUGAAAAGAUGUUUUGUUGUGUCUUAUUGUGCCAAGCUGUCAGUCAUUUUUUUGAAAUUCAAAACGUUUUUCUUUUUGUUGGAAUGUUCGUAAAAGUGCAUUAGGUUAAUUUAAGUUGUAAGGGUGGUAAGAAUUUGUGAAGUAAACAUAAAUAUAGUAGCUAAUUUUGGUUUUACUACUAUUAGUUUUGUUAAUUUAAUGGACUGUAAAUGCAAAUGAGUUUAGUAAAUGUACUCUUAAUAAGUCGCUCUGAAUGUGUUAAUAAGUCGCUUUGAGGACUGAAAACUUAGUUUUAAAUCAAAAAUGAUAUUAAGGUAUAAAAUGGUUGAAGUUCUUGGAAAGAUCGUAAAAUCCUUUCGCUUUAAGGAAAAAAUUAGUUAAUUUAACAGAACGUUGUUUUAAUGGUGGCUAUUAAUGUUUUUUUAAAACAACGAGAAACUUGUAGUAAAAGUUUUAUUCUUUUGAAAUUGUACUUAAAAUUUAAAAUCUUUUUAAAAAACGUUUGUCCAUUUUGGUUUCACAUGAGGCUUAAAAUUAAAAUGUGGUGGAAAACGUAAAACUUUGGUUUAAUGGGGUAAUAUUAUUUAUGGUAAAAUGAUUUAUAGGCGAAGGUCAAGGAAAUUAAAAAGGAUAUUUUAUAUUUUUCUGGCUUGGUGAUGUAGGCCCAGGGGGAGUGGAGUGAUUUUUUUUACGGUACGAAAGUUUUUUUCAUGAAAAAUUAACUACUUUAAACUUUUAAAAAUGUUUGCCUAUAAAAUCAACACGUUUAAGAACCGCACAGACGGCUCAAUUUUUAAUUGUAACCAUCUGGCGUUGACUUAAGUGCACUCAACUGCUUUUGGUUUAUACUAUACCUUCUUGGUUAUUUCUUUUAUUUGAAUAAGAAGCGCCAGGAAAUGAGUCAUCUUUUGUGAUACGAGGGAAAACAUUUGCCAAUCAUUGUGAGGGUAUAAUGUAAUCAAAUGGCGGGACAUUUCCAACAUUUGUGUGGGUUUAUUGUUAAAGGCGUGAUUUUUAGUUAGAACUAGGAUAUUUUUGCAGAUUUUUGCCGUAUGUUUUGUUGCAAGGUAUAAAGUCUUCGAUGUAAUUUAGCCGGAGUUAACCACAAUAAUGAGCGGAAAAUUAUAAUAUAUGCAUUUGUUACAAGGCUGUGUAAAGGUCAAACUAUCGUCGAUAUAAAUUCAUAUUUUAUAGGAAAAACGAUUCUGCGAUGGGGUUUGCAUUUUUUUGGUUUGGAAUGGUUUAUUAACUUUUUUUUAGAAUAUUGAUUUUAAAAGAUCAUAUUUUGAAUUUUUUAUUGUAUUUUAAGAUUAAACGACUAUUUUGUACUCUAAAACGUUUUCGAUCAAUUGAUACAACUGUAUAAAAACGUGUAGUGAUUGAAAGAAAGAAUAUAUAGGUGUUUACAACUGUUUAAUACAGUCGUAAAUCGUUUAGUUUGGUAAUGAAACCAGUUUUUUACACGCCCAAAUUACUCGGAAUACCUAAAAACAUUGUGUGGGGGUAUUAAGCUUAAAUAAGGAUUUCGUUGUCACUAAAUGUUCUGGAAUAUAUUUUUGAGUAGCGGUAUUCAGUGUCGGGAGGGUCAUUUUGAUUUUUUUAGGAGAUUGGGGGAGAUCAAAAUUUUUUUGUAGAUUAUAUAAUGCGACAGCAGAUGAAAGGCGAUCCCUCGGAGAAAAAUAGAGUGGGACUGUCGUACUCGCGGUAAUUUGUUGGGUCGUUUUACAUCGAGGUGAAUGUUACAUAAAAUUAUAAAAAUUACAUACGAGUUACGCAACGACAUUUAUUGCAAUUUCUCUGAGGCUGUAUAAUUAUGUCAUAUCAUUAGGUAAUGCCACAGCAAUGUUGCAAUUGUUUUUUUAUUUGAUAAUUUUUUUUGAGCUUAAGUGUAGCUUACCAAAAAUCUGUAACACAUGGAAAAAUAUGGUGCAAUAUUGUUAUAAAAAUUAUUAAAGCUACUUAAAAAUACGCUUACCGUUAAAUAUCACUAUGACCGUUUUUUCAAUAUGUUUUCGAGUAGAUAAAGAUCGUAGGUCAUGGAAGAGUUGAGGAUUCCGCCGGUAAAUCUUUUAUCGUUGUUUUGAGUUGGAAUUUUGUUACAUAAAAAGUUUGAAUCUCUCGGACUUUCGGAAUUUUUCAUUUCCAAACUUUUAAUUUGAGGAUUUUAAAGUUAAAUCAUGUUUUAAAAUAUUUUUGAGUAAUAUGUUAGAACUGUUAAAUUUAUUUAUAUAUUUUAUUUUCAUUUAACACGACGUAACAUAAUCUGAAAUUAGUGCUCGCGAAAUCUGUCGCUCUCCAGAUGAAUGGGCAUAAAUAAGUAACGGCCUUUCAUGGAGACGCAGCAAACUUCCCCCGGCCUCAAAGAUGGCCGAAAGCGUAGAUAAAGUGCAUGCGUCCAGUUUUUUCAAAGCGAAAAAUAGCGAAAUGGUCAUUGUUUUUACGUCGAGACGAAAACGUAGUAAUGUUAGGGUGUUUUGAGUACUUUACUGGGAUUUUAGCUUAUAAUACGAAAUUUUUAUUUUUUUGGGGUUUUUGGUUGCGAAUAGAAGCAUUUAAAAUGCUUAAAUAGUGUUUUAGGUCUACAUGUAAAAUUUUUAAAUUUCAUGUAAUACGCUACAAGGAGAUUGUGUUAAACUUUUAAGAAACCUUAACUCUUACUGUAUGCAUGGCUGAAAAAUUUGUUUUAUAAAUAGCACUGGAAAAGCGGAUGAGAAUAAUAUAAAUAAUCUUUCCCAACUCGAAUAUUAAUUUCACUUCCGGCGUUUUAUAACCCGUAGCGCAUUCGACGAUGAGUGAUUUGAUUUGUGAACCCGGAGACUUUGUUUUUAUAGCAACUUUAAUCAUUUAUCUAACGUUUUAGCAGUAUAAUUAUUUUAUUUGAGGUUUUUAGUGGUAAAAUUUAUUUUGUGUAACUUUUUGUUUAGAAUGGGAAUGUAGGCUUCAUAAUUUGUGUAGUAUACUCAUCUUAUUCUGUGUUAUACUUAUAUAUAGCUACUCUUUGACCUUUUAUGUAGUAGUAAUUUUUAUCUACUUGUGAUUCAUCGCGGCGCUCUAUAAUGAAGUCUAACUUCUUUGAUUCUCGAGGAUUUAGCGCGAGAAUUUUAUGCAUAAAUUUAUGGGUUUAUGAAACGCUUAAUGGAUAGAGCUUUCGGGCGAACAUUAAUGUGUUAGUACCAAGGACGGCUUUUUCAAUUAGAAAGUUUACCAUGUAUUUUUAGCGAUAUAUACGCUUUGUAUUUGAAUUAACAGCGGUGAUAAAUGCCAGUUUGUUUUUUUUUCAUUUUCUAAUGAGUCAAAACAAUCAGUACCGUAUUAUCUUGUACAGUAACGGUUGUUUAUCAUAACAAUGAUUAUGCUAAACUCUGAUAAUCUAUGUUAUUAUGUGUUAAUGUCACGCUAAUUAAGUCUCUAAAGUCAUGAUAUUUUCAGCUUUGGUAAACGAAGUGGGAUGAAUCUACGCCGCAGUAGCGAUUGUCUGGUCAUUCAGCCAUCUGACAUGAUAGUGGUGAGUGUGCUCAGCUUACUACCUCUAAUUUACUGUAUAUGAAAAGACGUGGGACAUUUUUAGUUGUUGUAAGAUAGGUUUAUUGGAAAAAUGGUUAUGUAGGUAUUACCGACAUUUUAAAAAUAUUUUAAGCUUUUCUGCAUGGUUAAAAAUUUGUUAUAAAAAGUAAAAUUUUGAAAAGUAUAAAGAAAAACAACAUUAAUCAACAACAUAAAGCGCAUUUUUUAAAGUUCAGUUUUUGAAAUCAAGCGCCUUGGCCGCUGAAAGUUUCGGAAAGUAAAUAAACAGUUUUGAGAAGAAGUUUAUAAAUUGGAUUAGGCCAACUAUAAAUCUUUUUUGCGGCCAUUCAGACCAUUGGCCAGAUGAAAAGUAAUGGCGUUCGUGUGAGAUUGAAGGAAAAAAGUGAUGGCGUUAAUGUGGGAAAAAGACUAUUUUUUACAACACUUUGGUUUCCAGAUUUCAUUUCUGUAGCGACUCUGGCCAAAAGCCUGUUGUUGUGGGUUUGGAAAGGGUUUUGCAGUCAAAGUUUACUUGUUUAGCGAUUAAAUUGGGCUGGGUUAAGUUUGCACAAAAGGCGGCUGCAUUUUUUAUUGUUCGAAGGUGUCAGGCUUUAUUACAUUUUAAAAUUGAUAAUUAAUUUAAUAUUCAGUAAAAAUUUUUUAGAUUGAUUAUAACGACGUUCAACGAAUUCCAGUCCGCUACAAUAGCGGGUCUGCAACAUUAGGUCGCUCACGAGCCAACACUCACGCAUCACCGGUACCAUCGAUACCACCACCCCUACCUCACCGAACCCCCCAACCGUACCAAUAUCAUCAACAAACCACUUUUAAGACAAAUGGUGCGGGUUACUCUCUGCGACACUCGGGUGAUUUAGCGUACGAGUUUCAUCAACAAUUUGCUGCUCAAUCCAAUCCUCAAUAUUGUGCUAAUAAAGGCACACAAAGCGGUGGACUUCACGCUACACGAGGCGGGUCAAAUUUACAAAAUCACGGUGUACAAACGAGUUCGCAGCUUCAACAUUCUAAUAUUCAUCAACCGUCCAGCAGCUCACAGUAUACUCCACACAACUUACCGUAUCCACCGUCCACGAGCAACCCAUCGUACUCUCAAACCACACACAACCUGCCGUACUCUUCACCUGCGCAAAACGCUCAAACCAGCAUUCCGGUACAUCGCAGCUACAACCCCUCUCCAACGCGACCCUUUCAAACGUUUGUUGGCGUAUUGCCGGCCGAAAAACCCAGUGAAGACUUUUCGGACGCAACUCUAACCUUUCGCAACACACUUGCUCAACCCAACCCCCAAAAACGAGUACCGUCUCCAGCACCACGCUCAGCAUCCAUAUCGGUCUGUCCGAAGGAAACCGGAUACACCUAUCACGAAAACUACAACAAACAGGUGAGUCAGCUGUUUAUGGAACAAUUUAAUUAUGGUCUUGUAAAUUUCAAUACUGUUUUUAAUUAUCGGGCGAGAGCUUGUUUGGAUUUGUUAAUUAAUUAGGUUUUUGAACGAUUUUGUCUAUUUUUUGUGGAAUAGUUUAGUCUUUUACAUAGGAGUGUGUUUUAUUUUUUGAAAAUUUAUAGUUAAAUAGAUUAUGUAGGACAAAACAAUACCUCUCAUGACUUUUGCUACCAAAAAUAACGUGGGAUAAUGUUUAUUUUAACAUAAAUUAGUUGUUUUGCACUUGCUUAAUAACAUUUUGCAUGCUUAAUUUGGAGAGGGAAAAUGCAAAAGUAAGUUUGGGAAGUACGACUUUUAGUAUUAACUUGAAGUUAUAGUUAUUUUUUGUAGUAGUGGGUAAGAAAUGAAAAAUUUCAUAGUAGUUUUGAUAGGCAAGAAUAGGCUUAUUACUUUAACAUUGUUACCAAUAUCUUAAUCUUUUUGGUGGUUUUGUGAAAGAUAAAGGUUUAACGCGCUGUCUCGGCUUAUUUACCAUUUCCGAUUCGAAUUCGUUUUCUUCAUCAUCAUCAGUGUUCUUUUUGUUUUUUUGCGAAAAAUGAGGAAUGACUUCAUAUUUUCUGAACAAGUUAAUUUUGGUUGUGAUGUGUUCGUAUGUGAUUUUUUUCGAUUCGAUUUCAUCGAGGUUGGUAGCUUUUAACCCUAAGGUUUUUUUGUUUUAGUGAUUUUUUGAUUUAUUAGAAUCGUGUUUUCAAAAAGAGUGAGGAGUGAGAAAUCUUGAGGUAGGGGAGGGGGGAGGCUGAGGAGCGGGGCUGGGGAAUAUUUUUUCAUAGUUUUAGUAGGCCUUCCCUUUCUUGUAAGGUCAUAUACGGCUUAGCAGAAGGUACGAUAAGUGUUGAUUAUUUCAUUAACCACACCAUUACACAGCUGGAUUAAACACACCUUUACCUGCCAUCUUGUUUCUUUUCGGGCUUUGUCAAUGGGAAUCAGGAAAAAGUUGAAUCUGGCGCGCGAAAAGUCGCGACUUUUGUAAGCUCUUCAUUUUUCCAGAUAAAAUUGAGAGCGCUGGAAGUAGUGGGGGGAAAAGCACAAGCGGCAUCCGCAUGUUUUUGACUUGCAAUAAAAGAGUCGCAAAAUCCGAUGCUCCGUCAAUCAUCUUUUACUUUUGUAUUUAGAAUUUAUGAAGACGUGAAUUAAAGUGGGCUCGUUCUGACUUUAGAUGCUUGUGUUUUGGUUUGGCACGAUAAUGUUUUGGUAUAGGUACUAUCUAUGGCCGGUUGAAAUGGAUUGUGUGCUACUAAUUUGACUUUUUGUUUUUGAUUUUAAAAAAAUUAUUGUCGUCUGAAACCGCUGAAGUCGUUCUAUAACUCGGAAGUCGUUGUUGACCUUUACACUAAACGGCUGUGUGUUGUUAUUUUGAAAGCGAAAAUUAAUUUUUUAGGUUUUCAAUACAGAACUUAUUUUUUGCGGUUUGCAAUAAAAGUGGCAGAUUUUAAAUUUUAUGUUUUUAAAAUGCAUUUUGAAUUAAUGAUGGUAAAAUCAUAUUAAAAUUUGUAGAAUUUAAGUUUUGUCUUCAGAAAUAGAUAUUUUAACAAUAAAGAUUAAACAAAAGAUAUCAAUUUGACUAUUUCCUUGUAGGGUCUUUACAUCACUGUAAUACCAUACAAUUGCGGAUGUCAGAUAAUCUUAUUUGAAUAAUCCUUGACAUUGUUCUACCUAAUCCAUAACCAAUAUAGUUGCAUUCAAAUAUCACCGCGGAUUAGAUUGUUCUUGGGAUUUGUUGUUUCUGUUUACUCGUCGCUCUUGCAAAUUAUAAAAUGAGAACCCCCUAAACACAUUUAAAUCUUUGCUCGGUUGAUUUCAUCCUUUCUUUCGUUGAUUCGUACGGGUUUUUUCGUAAUUCGGAUUCGAAUGUUUCAGUGAUUGCGAUUCAAGUUGGGUUAGUGAUACAGGGGGUGUUCUUCAAGGUGAAUGGUUUGUAGGUAAAUCGCGAGUUAUGUUUGAUGAUGUUGAUGUUGUCAUGGGAUUUUACGGCAUAAAUUUUUUAGACACAAGAUAAGAAUACGUUUAAAAAUUGUCAAAAAUUUUUAAAAAACAAAAGCUUUACGUACAACCAGGUUAUUCAUUUGAGUAUCAAUUCUUCCGUCAUUUUGUCGUCUUAUCUGAAUGCUUGCGCAACGCGUAAACCCGAAAAUACGGGUUAGAAAGGGAGGGGGGGGGGAUUCUUUUAUUGUCCGUGAAGGAUGAUGGUAAUGUUUUUGUUGUUCGGUUUGGAUAGAUCACGAUAAAAGUUGGCUUAUUGUGGAUGAGUUAUGAAUUGCAGUGACGUUUUUGUUAUUUUGGGUUGGUAGCCUACGGGGGUUAGGUGUAUUUUUGCAGUUUGCGCUGUUUGAAACUAUUUUUUUUCUGUCACGUUUUUUUGCUCACCCAACCUAAGUACGUAUAUUUGAUAGCCAAAUAUGACGUUUUGAAAAAAAGUGUGUUCACUUUCAAAAACCACCGUGUUUUCGUCUGGUAGUAUUUCACAUUUGUUUACACAUUUUCUCGGGCCGGAUGUUAUCAGGCUUAACACCAAAAUAUCUUUUCCAAUUUCCGUUUGCGGUUUUUCCAUUUCGUCCAAUCUGUUUGAAUGUGGCGGGGCUUCGAAAUGAGAAACACAUGUGAGCGGCAAAUUGAAUUUGAGGUGAUUUUUUGGUGGGAAAAUUGGGCGACAUCCAGAGGAUUAUGGGUGGUCUUCGGGCUGGUUGUGGGAUUUUGUAUAGUUAACUGAUUUUUAAGACAUUAUCAGAGUACUAAUUUUAAAUUUUAAAAAUUAAAAAAUGGCAAACAAUUUACAAUGGUGUACGACCAAUUUUUAAGGAUCCGAUUAAGAUAGGUGUCUUCUAUAGCCGGCUGUACGCGCUUAACACCCGUAAUUGCCUUAGGUUAUUCAAUUCGCUUCUCGAUCCGCUUUCGUUUUUCUUCUUUGUUCCGAUGGAGAUUCAUAUAAUUUGUUUCCAAAUUGGAAAUCGAGUUGAUCGAGAAAGGAAUUCGUCGACGAAAGGGAAAAACGCUUUUUCUUUUUUCAAUAAUCGACGUUGGAAUUCGAUCUUUAUUGUUUUCCUAAUUAAACCAAUAUUUUAUCGAAUUUAACUACGAAUUUCGAACUUAAAACGCAACUACGACUUUUUUAAUUUGUAACGCGUCUGAUUAACAUGAGUUGUUUUCCAAUUAGCGUGGACAAAGAUUUGUGUUGUUGUGCACGGAAUCGCAGGUCGGCUGAAUAUCAGCCGGUUGAUAAGGUAACGCACGUUGACUCUGUGAAAAAGAUAGUAAUAUUGGACCUUAGAUAUACAUAUGUUAUCUAGGGUGUUUUUUUAUAUACGUAUUUUGUUGUUAGGGUCUUUGUUACAGUACACAUAUUUAUUUGUAUUUUUUUAUAUACAAUUUGAUUUUUAACAUUUUUUAUAACUUAAACAUGUGAUAAUGAAAAUUUUUUAAGUCGGAAAUGUGGCAAGCUGCCAUUCCAUCCACUUCAAACCAUUUCAAUCGUCAGUUUGUGCCUAAUGUAACUUCAGGAAACGGUUAUACGAAUAGUAAUGGUAUGUUAUCAACUUUUUAUCGUUUUAAGGUUUAGAUUUUUGAAAAAUUGUGUUAAACUAACUUUAAUUUUUUAAUUUUAAUAAAAAAUUUGAACACUGUAUAAUUAAAAAUUAAUUUAUAAAGUAAAAGUUAACGAUGUAAGACGUUGUAAAUGCAGAAAUCUGGUAAUUAACCACGCUUUUCGAUUUUAUAAUAUGUAAUUAGAAUUAUUUUUGACAAUUUAUGAUGUUCUCAGUCGUCAUAUUAACAUGAACCUCAGUGGUUGUAAAAAUAGAUAGUUAAUUACAUCUUAUUCAUGGUAAAACUCUCUAAUUUUUUAAAGGUUUUUUAAUUUUUAGAAUCUAUAUUUUUGAAAAGUUAGUGCUGGGUGUGUUCCUAAUAAUACGUGAAAUUUAGCAAAAACUUAAUUUUUAGGUAACAAAUAUUUUUUGAUUUUAAUUUAUUUAGUAUAAAAAUUCUGUUUCAGAGUCUCAACAAAAACGUGGGUCAAUACACGAAAGCCAACUGGUGCAUCUUACCGAAUCUUUUGAUUCUGGAGUUCAAUUAAAGUCUAAUUCAUCAUCCAACUCAUCUCAACCUCCGCCACCAGCACCGUUCAUUGCUGAUAAUAAUAUGGAGGAGCAAAAUAACGACAGAUUCUUAGCACCAAGUGCUCAACGAAUCAAUAAAAUGCGGGUUCAACUUAGCAGAAAGGUUAGAACUUUGAAUUUUUUAAAUUUUUUGUGUUUUUUUGGAAUUUUGUAGUGAUUUUAAAAAUUUGAAAUCAACCGGAAGUUUUAGAACUCCGACGACUCCAAUUCUUCGAUACGAAUGCGAAGUCAUUCAAACGCUCAAAGUGCUCUUCUCAAUGCACGCAGAUUCCGCGGCCGUUCAACGGCUUCGUCUUCAACGACGGACGGCGACGAAUUCUCGGGUUUGCCAGAAACUGCUGUGGACACGGAUGACGAGGAUGAUGAAGAGGAAUCCAUACCAUCACACGACUUUUCCUACAUGGAACUGAAGGAUAACGUGCGAGAGUGCUUGGAAAAAGAGCCGGCCGAACGCAACAGCGAUGAUAUUCACGUUCUUAUGGUGGGUUUAUGUAUUUUCUGACGGAAUUUAGUUGGGUACUGUAUUUAAUUAAAAAAACACCAAAACAGCACUAUUCUUUAUAGUAUUGAACAUGCGAUUUCUAGAACAUAAUUGAUAUAGUCAACAAGGCAAUUAAUGUUGACGUAAAACAGCGUGCAAACUAACCAGCACGCACUUAAUUAUCAGUGUUAAUACGCUUUGUUUAAAUUAAAAGAAGACAUUUUUUUCAACUAGUGCAAACCAGUAUUUAGAAUCAUAAACAAUAUGUGAUUACAUGGCGGUUUUGGUUUAAUAUACUGUAGGUAUGAGUAUGAGACGUUUGAGCGUUCGGUGAUGUUAUUUUAGGCAUCGGUAGAGUAAUACAAUAGUCUUUCAAAUGUGAAUAUUGUACUGUUACUAAUAAAAAUAUGUUUUAGGAGUUUAUGCAACAAAUGCCAGCAUUGGCAUCUCUACCUUUAUCCAUAAAACGACAACUCUGCUUAAAAAUGGUUUUUGCCGUCGUUCCAGAAGCCGGCACCGUGAUUCUACAUCACGGUGAGCGCAUUGACAGCUGGUCUGUCGUCGUGAACGGUGCUGUAGAAACGGUACGAUCGAAUGGAGAACGUCUAGAAUACCGUCUCGGAGAUGCGUUUGGAGCCCAACCGCAGCCUCAAUCACAAUAUAACGAUGGUGACACAAAAACAUUAUGCGAUGACUGCGAGUUUGUGUUGGUGGAACAUCAGGAUUACUGUUCUAUAAUGAGCACGCUUGAUCAGCACAUUGAACAAGAGAACGAUUUGAUUACUGGAGAGAUUGUUAGAGAGGCUGAGCGACGGUAGGUGGCAGUUUGUGACACCUUUUGGGAAGAAAGUUUCUUUUAUAAUUUUUAUUUUUUUCAGGGUUGUCGGGUCUCAAGUAGCGUUAGUAAUCAUAAAAGCCAAGCCAGACAGACUAAUACAACACCUUGUGGAUGAAACUGAUCCAACGAAUAUGGACGAAAACUAUGCGCAAGACUUCUUCUUAAUGUACAGAGUAUUCAUAUCCGAUCCGACAAUAAUUAUGCACCGCCUUCUCGAAUGGUUUCAAGAUCGACGCUACAGAGAAAAAGUCACGUGCAUACUGUUGCAUUGGGUCAACAACCACUUCAACGAUUUUGAGUGUUCACAGGAGAUGCUCAAGUUGCUGGACACCUUCGAACAGAAUUUGGAGGCAUUUGAAUUGUACCAUCAGCAAAGCCUUCUUAACAUAACCUGCAGUGUCAAAUCACAUCCACGCCAAGCCACUUUAACAAGAUCGAAUCGUGAUCAAGAGCUUGCAUUCAGCAUAAUUGGUGGCAAUGCAAAUCAUCCCGAUCUUCCAGCAGUUGAUGGUAUCUUCAUUGCUCAUGUCGAACCAAAUUCACCGGCCGAGAAGAACGGCCUGAAGAAAGGUGAUGAAAUUAUCGAAGCAAAUGGCCAAAACUUCCGAACAAUUGCACUGACAAAAGCGUUGGAUAUACUGAGGGAAAGCACUCACUUAAGCUUAACAAUCAAGUCCAACAUGAUGAACUUUAAAGAAAUGACGAUGCGACAAGAAAACGGCAUAGUAGACCACUCUAAGCAGACUGGUACUAUGGGAAGAUAUCAGAAAAAAAGUAUGAAGCGCGAAAGACUAGGUAAUGCUGGAAGUCAAACUGAUUUAAGCAAAGAAAGGAAUGGUGCUAUAUCGGCCGCUUCAUCUGGCUACUCGUCGGCCACGGCAACGCCAGCUUCAAAGGCUUCCAUGUUUGACAAAUUGAAGACGAUGUUCAAGGGGAAUGGUAUUAAUGGAACCGCAGUUCAGGAAAUUGAUUUGACUACGGAUGCGGAUGAGAGAACCUACGGUACGCUACGGACAAGCCGAUCAAAUCCCGAUAUCUCAAGCAAUCUUAAAGAACCACAGCCUUUUGGAUCACAUUCUCCAGCUCUACAACAUCGAAACUCUAACCAAUUCCCGGAACAUGCAGUCAAAGUGUACCGUAGUGAUCAAUCGUUCAGAUUCCUGAACGUCUUCCCAGACACUACGGCACGACAAAUUGUACAAAUGGCUUUACUGGAGUUUGGCAUGCAAGCUGAAGCCACGAACAAUGAUCAGGAAUGGGGGUUAUGCGAAUGUGUAUGUUCAGUAGCAGAAAAACGAGUAUUCAUAAAACAACGUCGGCUUCCGGAUGAUCUUCAGAAUCUUGCAGAACGUGUAGGAUUGGCAUCAAGGUUGUACAUAAAAAAUAACAACCGGUCAGAAACUCUACUGCCCGACGAGCUAGCCCCUGAAGUCAUGAAAGAGGCUAAGAUUAAUUUAUACGCACUAAACGCUCAGUUUGUCGCUAUCCAACUGACUCUACAAGAUUUUGACAUAUUUUCGUCAAUCGAAGCAACCGAGUACGUGGACAACCUAUUCCAAUUGGAAAGUCGCUACGGAUGGCCAAAACUUCAAGUUUUCGAAGAUCAGUUUAACCGAGAAAUGUGGUGGGUUGUCACUGAGAUUUGUCUGGAACGUACCGUGAGCAAACGUGCCAAGACUAUCAAAAAGUUUAUUAAAAUUGCGAGACAUUGCCGCGAUUUGAGAAACUUUAACAGCAUGUUCGCCAUUAUUAGUGGAUUGGAAAAACCGGCUGUCAGAAGAUUGAGCCAUACGUGGGAACGAAUUCCAGGGUACGUUUUACUUUCACGAUUUUUUCAAAAUUGCUAAAAAUUUAUUUUAUAAAAUUUUAAGUUAUUUAUGCAGUUUUUUUAAUAAAAAUAUCAAUUUUUUUCAGAAAAUACAUGAAAAUGUUGGCGGACAUUCAAGGACUACUUGAUCCAUCUCGAAACAUGUCCAAAUAUCGACAACAUUUGGCCGCCGUAUCACCAACACCACCAGUCAUUCCUAUCUACCCUAUCAUGAGGAAGGAUCUUACUUUUGCUCACGAAUCUAAACCAACGUGUUGUGGAGCGUUGAUCAACUUUGACAAACUUCGAAUGAUUGCCAGAAUCAUACGAAGCGUGACCAUGCUGUGUUCGGUUAAGUACGAUCUGGAAUUUAUGAGUACACAAGCAGCCAUCAACGAAAUCAAUGGAAGCGGGACAGUACGAAAAGGCGCGAAUGGAGCCAAUAGUCUUAAUGGUACAGUAAAGUCACUUGGCAAUUUGUCCCGCAAAAAGCUAUACGAACAGACGCUAAUGCGUCGAAAAGUUAAGACAUAUCUGGCCGAAAUGCCGAUCAUCGACCAAGAAAACGAGUUGGAUCAACUGAGUUUGGCAUGCGAACCAGGCCAAGUACAGUCCAACGCGGGCCAGAAUAGUGUACCGCUGGCACGACGAAGAGUACCAUCACCUACGCCUUCUUCCUUAUCAUCGCAUUCGAAUCAGAGCGAUCAGAACAAGAAGUUCUUCCAACAACAUUCCAAGUUUGGUAAGUGGCUGUACUUGUGACGGAUUGCACACUAACACUGCCUUCUUUAUGUUUGUACAUAUGAUGAUAUGUGUCUAUUGUGAUUUUCUAAUAUAUAUGAAAUUUGAAAACAUUUUUUAACAAUUAUUUUUUUGUAACUUUUAUUUUGAUAAUACCUCACAAACAUACUGUCAUUGCUCUACAUUUUUAUUAAAAAAAUUUUUAUGCUACUGUAGAUAAUGAUAAAGUUGGUCUUUUUGAUAACACAUUUAAAUAUAACGUCUUCUUUGUUGUAUUUGUUAUUGUUUUGUUGAAUCACAGUUUAAAUCUUAUGUUGUUUAUUGUAAAUAGGCUUGUCAUUUUGUCAAUAAAUAAAUUACAUCACGCUUUUCUUAACAAGUAUUAAUAUCUGCACUAAUAUUUCGAGCUUAUUUUCAUUAACACUGAGUAUUAUUGAGGUUUCUCUUUUAGUGGAGCAUGAGGGGGUUACUAUUGACGAUACGCAUGUGCAAUAACCUGAUUUUCUAUAGCAUACUAUUAGAAAGGCAAUAAAAAAUUAUAUAUUCAGGUGUGGAAUCCCCACAAGCCAUUCAAAAAAUGUUAUCUUUGGUGCAAAACUCGAAAAUUAAACCAAAUGGAGCUCAAAGUCAGAGUCCUUUGAUUCCACCCAAAAAACCAACGUUCUCUACCAGCACCUUGAAAAGAAUUCCGUCGUUUGGUGCGGCGAAAGCCAACGAAGAAAACGGAAAUUAG
Molecule: messenger RNA, 14353 nt
Organism: Bursaphelenchus okinawaensis
Lineage: Eukaryota; Metazoa; Nematoda; Chromadorea; Rhabditida; Aphelenchoididae
Source: the annotation of a GenBank genome assembly